Lactuca sativa (garden lettuce) is the source of this 6372-nucleotide messenger RNA. The record is from RefSeq and is a predicted model, not a curated record. Lineage: Eukaryota; Viridiplantae; Streptophyta; Magnoliopsida; Asterales; Asteraceae.
AUUACUUAUCAUAUAGGUAUACACGGUGUUACCAAAUCAAAGAUGUUACCCUAAUCUGCUCUAAACACAACACUACACACACAGCAGCCGCCAUCGGAAUACACACACAGCAGCCGCCAUCGGAAUGAAAUCGAAACCCUCUUCCUUCCGUCUCUCUCUUGCCGUCGUUGUUGAAUGUCUCGGCGCCUCCAUCGUCGCCACAGGAUCUUUGAAGGAGCACGGAAGUGAAUGGGACCAUGGUACGACUUUGUGUUCAUAUGCUUACGGAGAUAAUGAAGGUACUUCACCGGAGAGGCCGAUCUCUUCUGUGCGCACGACGGUGACCUGCUAUACAUUGAGAAGCUCCUUGGACCGAGCAUAUGGUGGCGAGAGGCCACCACUACCUCCUUCGAAGAUCCUGAUCCACGUCACCUGCCAAGCUUCCGCCUAUGUCGUCGGAGUAUCCGGAUGGGCCACCGGACUGAAAUUCGGUAGCGACUCCAUCGGAAUCGAAUACAACACUCACCACAACAUCGGAAUCGCAGUUUUUGCCCUAGGAACCAUUAAGAUUGGUUUUCAACUGAUUGAUGUGGAGGAUGCAUCUGAUUUUACUGAGCUUGUUUCAAAGCGUGAUGGUCCUGUCACUUUCCUACAGUUGUUGCAUAUUCCUGCAAACCCUGAUGGCAAUGAGAAGUUCCUAUCAUUACAUCCGUUGCUAAUAGUGGUUGCAAGUGAUGAAGCCACCAGGCCCACCAUGGGUCAAAAUCAAUGCUAUUUGAGUCCAGCUGGCAGGGAUGGUUCAGUUGUGUCUCAUCAGUUUCACUGGUUCCCUGGUUAAUUCUUUGUUGUUUAUAAUUUCACAAUCUAUACAUAUUUUCUAUAUAAUUUUACUUGACUGAAGUGUUGGUUUGUGGAAAGGUGGAGACUAGAUGCUCAUUCUUGGAUAAACAGGGGAUCCACUGUGUAGGAUUCUGGAUAUGCGAAUGUAGCUGUGGGGCUUCAGUUCCUUCCUUGGAUCAUUUGAUGUUCCUUUUUUAUCCUUCUUUUCUCCUGAUGUUUCAAUACACCUAUGAUUAAAUACACAUGGGAUCUCAUUGUUUAUUUAUUUAAUUGGAAGGUAUGACAAGGGCUGGAAUCUUUCAAGUAAAUUAUGCCCUUGUAAAGGGCCUUUGUCCAUAUUAUCAAACAAAUUAAGUAGUUGGAAUGAGUUUUAUGAAUGGAGAGGCAUCCCUGUAUAGCAAUGCACUGCCACUUCCGCCCUUAAUAGCAAUAAGCUUUGUGCUAAAAUUGCUACUGCUAGAGGAUGUAAUGCUGCUUAGAAAGGAGGAAAACAUGUACAAUCAACUGGUUUGAUCCCUGCAAGUCCAAAAAACAAAAACUGAUCUCCCACAGGCCACAACUUUGGAUGAAAACAGUCAACCUUCUGGUUAAUACUCAACUAUUGAAUGUUCAUCACCACAACUAGAGUCUCUAAGGGUUACAGAAAUUGAAAAUAUAGAGUCAGGUUGUCAGGUUCUUGAAAAAUUGGAAAAUGGCUCUCACACUGUGAAGGGUGUCAAGUUAAUUAGUCAAGAUAACAAAGCACUAUCAGUUAUCUUGUUGCCUCUCAAAAACAUGGUGUGCAGGAUCAAGAUGUUGUCAAUUUAAACAAGUCCCUGAGAAUUAUUUCAAGCUUCGUUGUUGCAGCUGCUUUUAACUCUACCAGGGUGCUUGAUGAAAUAUUUUGGGAACUUGUAGGCUUCACUUCCAAUCUUCUUCAUAUAAAAAAAAUCAGGUUACAAUGACUUGUUGAUUAAGGCAUUGGGUUGCUAUAGUGGCAGAGAGAAGACAACAGGCAGUGUCCAAAAAGGGUUAUGCACUUAAAUGUGAUUGGUGGUCUCUUGGGGCGAUUAUGUUUGAAAUGCUUGUAGAGUAUCCACCUUUCUACUCUGAUGAUCCAAUGUCAACUUGCAGGAAGGGUCUGCACCUGUUACUGUUGUGUAGUUUCUGUGGGUGAACCUGAUCAUGGACACUUGCGGUGCAUUCGCUCUAGCCAUUGAACCACCAAAUGACGGACUCAUGAAUAGAUUUGAUUGCGAUUGCUAUUUGGAUAAUAUUGCAUAGGCUUUAGGUUCCAUCAACAACUUGAUUUUAAGAUCAAUAAAAAAAAAAGUAAGCUCGCAUCCGAUGAUGGUACUGUAGGGUUUAGCCUCUAGCCACUAGGAAAUGUUUUAUUCGCAUCUGUUGUUGGCAAGAUGUCACAUCACGAGGUGAAAGCUUGCAUUUAUAUUACAUUUUUUUUCUUUUCGUAAUUAUGCAUUGUAUUUUGAAAGUAAUGGUUAAAUAACAAAAAAAAAAGUUAAAAUUAAGGAUAAGUAGUGCAUCAGAUCGAUUUCUAUAUGCUUUUGUUCUUCAUGUGCCUCGGUGUUCGUAAUUUAUGUUGCUUUGAUUUUGAAGUUUUGAGGCUGUUUUAAUCUCUUGUUUUAAUCUCUUUGCCGCCCGGUGCUUAGCACGGGUAAGCGGCUAGUAUAUAUAUAUAUAUAUAUAUGACAAAAUUGCAAAAUGGUCCCUGUGGUAUUCAUUUUUUGGGGUUUUGGUCCAAACCACGAAUUUUUUGGCUUUGUGGUUCUUUUGGACUGAUUUGUUUGUGAGAAUGGUCCCUAUACUUAACACCCAUUAAAAAGAAUCCGUUAACACCCUCAUGUGCCUUGCACGUGAGGGUAUUUCUGUCUUUUUACUUAUAGGGACCAUUUUUGCAUAUGAAUGUCAACGCUUCUUUCUACUUUUUAUCCCUCAUUUACAAUCCCAAACACCCGUUAACUCCUCACCUCCCUCCUUCCUUCUGCUCCAUUAAACCUGCAAAAAAACAUCAUUCGUUAUCCAAAGAACCUAAUCGAAGCAAAAGGAGACAAGGUCGCAGAUCAGACCAAAAAAUGAAGUUGUCGACGUAUCAUCCUUAUAUGGUAAGUUGCUCUGUUUUCUUAAACAUUCCUAUUUUUCAUUUUACCCUUGAUUUAUACUAAAAUCCGCCAAAUUUUGACUUUGUUAUCAUGUACAAUUUUGACUUGUAGCGAGUGCACCCACAUGGUUUAGUAUUAAGCUUCAUCAUGGUGGGAAGUUUACUAAGUUACCUGAUAUAAAGUAUACUAGAGGUGAAGUGUGUUAUGUUGAUUAUGUGGUCAUAAAUGAGUUUUCUGUACAUGAACUUGAUGCCAUAAUGCUUGACCUAGGUUACCCAGACCCACAGAUGAUUGAAUUGACUGAUGAAUCCCCAGUGAUAUACUACCAUUUCAGGAUACCUAAUGGUGACUUUCAAUUUGGUCUUAGAGCUUUAGGGAAUGAUCAGGAUGUUAUCAAUCUUUCUAAAUUUAUUCGAAAUAACAAGUUGAUUGAGGUGUGCACAGAACAUGGGAAGACAAAUCUACUCACUUACUUCAUGUCUCCAAAUGCAAAGGGUAAAGUUGUCAUUGAGGAAUUACCAGAAAAUGAUGAUCAAGGGGCUGAAUAUGAGGCUAAAGUUCAUGUACAAUCUCCAUUGAGAAAUAUGAACUAUGUCAAUGAUGAACCAAUUGGUGAGUACAUGUCUUUGAUUCUUUUUGGGAGUAAAAGUGAUGCAUUCUCACCAGAGUAUAGAAGGGGUAGAGUUGGGAAUUCAAAAAGAGGGGAAGGUUCUUGUAGCAAGAGGCUUAAUUUAGAGGAUAUUGAUGAUUUAAAAGAGAAAGAAAACACUAAUGAGGGUGUUAAGGAGGUUCAUGAGGCUGCAACUGUAGGGGAUGAGAUGAUUGGGGCUCAUGAUAAUGACCAUAUUGAUGGAUGCUACAACACCCCACCUAUUAAUGAUGAUGAACAAUAUAAUGAGCUUUUUGAUAACCUUAUGGAAAAUUUAAUUGGAAGUGAUGAGGGUGUUGAAGAGUAUGAAGGGGAUGAUCAAUCUGAAGAUAAUGAUGAAGAGUAUAAAAAGGAUGAAGGCGAUGAUCAUGAUGGGAAACAAUCAGAAAAUGAAUAUAAAGUGGAUGACAUAAUGGAUGAGGAGAACAAUAUAGAAGAUGUUGAUGUAGACAUGACAGACUUCUUUCUAAAUGUUGAAAGUGAUGUUGAAGGAGCAUGUAUUAAUGAUGGUCAUGAACCUGAAGAUAUGGAAGUGAUCAACAAUGAGGAGUUCGAAUCAUUGGAUGAAGGAUCAGACCACGACAGAGAAAGAAGAGCUCUUAUAAAAAAUUUGGGAAAAGAAAAAAGGUGCAGCCUUGGGUCAGUACAUAUACAGUCAUUCUCAGUGGGACAAAAGUUUAAAAGUAAAAAAAAAAAUUAAAGCAGUUAAUUGAUGUGCAUACACUAGAAACAAGAAGGAAUCUAUUCUUUAAAAAAAUGACAAUCAAAGGCUUAGGGCACAAUGCAGAGGAGUUGUACCUGUCAUCAAUAAAGGUUAAGUGGGGACUCAACCUACCACUUCAAAAAGCUAAGGGCAAAGAAGUAAAGACACAAAAAGAAACAUGUGGUUGGUAUAUACAUGCAUCUAGGUCAAACACCGAAUCUGACUGGUUUAUAAGGACCUUAAACCAAACUCAUACAUGCUUACAAACAAGAAAACUCGGAGCUUGUACUGCUUCUUUAAUCUGCAAGAAAAUCAUAGAUCAAGUUGAGGCAGGUCCGAAGAUUCCUUUGAGAGCCAUACAAGAUCACUUUCAAAAGACCUACCAGGUGGGUAUCUCGAUGGAUAAGGUGUUUAGGGCAAAAGAUAUGGCAAGAAAGCAUGUAAUUGGGGACUACACAAAAUAGUUUGAAUUGUUGAGGGACUAUGCUCUUGAACUUCAAGCUACAAACCUAGACACAACAGUCAAAAUAGAUGUGUGUCCUAAUGGCAACCCUGCAUCCCCAACAAGGCAGUUUAGAAGGAUUUAUGUAUGCUUGGGUCCAAUGAAAAAAGGUUUCUAGGUAUGUCUUCGAGACUUAGUGGGUUUGGAUGGUGCAUUCAUGAAAGGACCAUUCCCUGGUCAGGUUCUUACAAUAGUUGGUCUAGAUUCCAACAAUGAAAUUUAUCCCUUGGCCUAUGCAAUUGUUGAGUCUGAAAACACAGUUAGCUGGAAGUGGCUUUUAGAAAACCUUGGGGAUGACUUGGAGCUUGGGAGCAACUCAAACUAUACUUUCAUAAGUGACGGGAAAAAGGGAUUACAAAUUGCAGUUGAUCAAUUGUUUCCCAAUGCUGAGCAUAGGUAUUGUAUUAGACAUAUUUAUGACAAUAUGAGAAAGAAGUGGGGGCAAACUGAGUACAGGGACCAUUUAUGGAGGUGUGCAUCAGCAACCACCGUUCUUGAGUUUGAGCAUUUGAUGAGGGAGUUUAGUGAUUAUGAUAAGGAGGCAUGUCAAUGGUUGAAGCAGAUACCUCCUGUACAUUGGGCAAGGAGUCAUUUCUCAUGAAGAGUUGUUUCUGAUGUGUUGAUUUCAAACAUGUGUGAAGUGUUUAAUGGGAAGAUAGAGAAAGGCAGGGACAAACAUGUAAUUUCAUGUUUAGAGUUCAUUAGGGAGUAUCUAAUGAAGAAGAUAUGUAAUGUCAUGAAGGAAAUGAAGAAGGCUAAAGGUCCACUAACAACUACAGCAACAGACAUCCUAGAUGCAAGGAAAAAAGGUGUUUCACAAUAUAUUGUUAGGUGGAAUGGGGCAAACAAGUAUCAAGUCACUGGAGCAUUGCAAGAUCAGCAUGUGGUGGAUGUUAGGAACCAAACUUGCACUUGCAGAAAGUGGGAAUUAAUGGGAAUACCUUGCAGGCAUGUAAUUGCAACUCUGAAUGAAAUGAGCAAAGACCCUGAGGCUGAGCUUGACAUUUACAAGUGGGUACACGAGGUGUAUUGGUUAGAGACAUGGCAAAAAGCUUAUUCAUUUAAGGUGGAACCAAUUAAAGGGAGACCCAUGUGGCCUAAAAGUAAUUGUCCAACAAAGCUAAUCCCUCCUCCACGUCGCACUCAGGUGGGAAGGCCUAAGAAAAAAAAUAAGACAAAGUAAGGGUGAAAGGUUAAGCAAAAGGCAGAAGGCAAGUCAAGGUGAUGGAGUGAAUGAGAUGCAAGGAGAACAUUCCCAAGGGCCAACAAAUGAUGGAGUGCAGAAGCUAUCAAGGAAACAUAUCAAUGUUACUUGUAGCAAAUGCAAGAAUAAGGGACACAACUCUAGGACCUGUAAAGGGCAAGGUGGGAAUCAAUCCAAGAAGUGAUUUUGAUUGUUUUUUUUUUGAAAGAGCGUGAUUUUGUUUGUUUGUUGUGGUGCAAUGACUAUUUAGUUACUUGUUAAAAAUUGUUUGUUUUUGAAAAUUUUAGUUAUGGUUUAAUGAUGUGGUUAUGUAUGGUGCACAUACACUUGUAUGCUUAACUUGGUAAUGGUUUUUGGUUCCACUCAUGUGGUUAAUGGAAUGUGCAUUUUGGUCAA